AUUGCGAGUCGCUUUUGUGAAUAAUCAUGUCAACAGCAUACUUGCAAAGCAAUGACCAAAGUGCUUGAAUGGCGUGUAAGGCAUGAGAAUCAGCACGGCAGUGUCCAUGAUGGGCCUUGAAGUUACGUCUACUAGUACUUAUUAUGAAAAUGGAUAGCGACAAUGUCGUUUUUGAGCUAGAACAGGUCUGCAGGGGUGCCAGUGGCUCUGCAGCGACAUAUAUAUAUUCGGCGCCAGUUCCUUCGUCCUCCAGCGACUCGGACAUCUAAUUCAUCACUACCCUCUUCCAUUGUGACAUUUGUCGCAUUCACCUACUUGAAGGGACUCCUGCGCGAUGUACAAUACAGCCCUCAAUCAAAUGAUGUCGUGUCAGGGAUGCCGACAAUCCGUACCUGCCCAUGCGAUGGCCCAACACCUUCGAGGGUGUGCAGCAAGUGGUCAUCACGUUGGCCCCCAACACCAUCAAGCGUACGUUGCAAACGGCAUGACUAGAGGGGCCUCCCUUGAAUCUACUAGGAGUGCUUUACCUAAGCCUCUCGAAGAUAUCAUCGAUGAUACACUACACGAUCUAUAUAAUCGCCUGCGUAAAACUCGCGGGCUUGCCAAAGCUGAUAUAGAUGAUUGUUCCAACUGUAUGCGGAGUGUAAAGAUAUACGCGGGUCUCCUUGGUUGUGCCUAUGUACACUUGAAGCUUUGUGUUCAAGAUAGAAGGCUACUGCAAGAACUACAAGGCGCUGUUAGAGUAUGGGAAAGAUGGAGUCAGUUUGAGUCUAUAGCAAGGCAGGACGAGAUAAGGAAAAAAUUCCAAAGCAUGCUACAAGCGUCGCCGAAAUGUAGAGGUCAUUUAGACUUCAAAAUGACAAUCCCGUUCAUCCCUCCCUCAGAUACUGAUGUCAUUCGUGCUCUUUUGAUCAGUUUUGUGGAAGCUCCAGCUUGGGAGGGAGCAUUUUACUCGGAGAGGGGUGACCGAGCGCAAAACCUUGUGGAUUUACUUCAGCUGGUAUUGGAAGAUGCUUCUACAACGUCUGGUUGCCGCCACCGUCUUCUCAGUGCCUUAGUUCGAUUAUCAAGGAAGUCCAGUAGAUGGCCCCAUCGUUUAGUACUACGUGAGGACUUGAUACAGUACAACACUCAAACUCGUAAAAUGGGGGGAUUUGGAGACGUGUAUUCUGGCGUUUUCAAUAAAAAAACCACAGUCUCUGUCAAAGUCAUGCGCAUGACUCAGGGCCAUCAUACCGAAAAAUUUCUCAAACAUUUUUCGAGCGAGGCCGUUAUUUGGCGACACCUCAAUCAUCCCAACAUCUUGCCCUUCUUUGGUAUCUUCCACAAGGGCAUAGAUGUAGGCUUCGUCUCAAUGUGGAUGGAGAACGGUAACGUGCUGUCAUUUCUCAAGCGUUAUCCAACCGUGGACCGGGAGCUCCUGCUUUCUGACAUCGCAGGGGGUCUCCAGUAUCUUCAUAACGCCAGCCCAACCAUUCUACAUGGCGAUCUAAAAGGAGAUAAUAUUCUCGUGAACAAUUCCUUUAGGGCUUGUUUAGCUGAUUUUGGUGUCACUUCUACAGAAGACUCGAGAAUCAUAUUAGAUAGCACCACCGUGCAUACCAAAGCGACGUCAAGGUGGUCUGCUCCAGAACUGCUCGAGGAGGAAGGGCGUGUCAGUGCCGCCACUGACAUCUAUGCCUAUGGAAUGGUGGGCUACGAGAUUUACUCAGGUCGACUACCUUUUCAAGAAAGCCAUGGCGACCACGCCAUAUACCAAUUACUUAAGAAAGGGAAAAGACCUGAGCGCCCCGAUAAUAACACACUGGAUUCCUCACUAUGGAACUUCAUAGGCCAAUGUUGGCAUCAGGAACCUGGGAGGCGUCCUUCGGCUAAUGGGGUAGCGAGAUUCCUA
Molecule: messenger RNA, 1894 nt
Organism: Serpula lacrymans var. lacrymans S7.9
Lineage: Eukaryota; Fungi; Basidiomycota; Agaricomycetes; Boletales; Serpulaceae
Product: protein kinase, variant 1
Exons: 11
Biological process (GO): protein phosphorylation
Molecular function (GO): ATP binding; protein kinase activity
Source: RefSeq, a predicted model, not a curated record